This is a messenger RNA of Mya arenaria, 2195 nucleotides long. RefSeq names its product short-chain collagen C4-like. The transcript is spliced from 2 exons. The record is from RefSeq and is a predicted model, not a curated record. Bases 376 to 1173 code for a protein of 265 amino acids. NCBI's taxonomy places the organism in Eukaryota, Metazoa, Mollusca, Bivalvia, Myida, Myidae.
GUGCACUGCGGUGAGUCAAACUUCCUUAUUUAUGACAUAUAUACAGACAUAAUAAUAUCACAUUACAAUGCAAUCUUGUAUCAUUUCAAAAUAACUGAAACAAAUCCCUCAAUCCUUCAAGUUUAAUUCAUUGAUUUCAAAACACAAGCUAAUAAGAUAAUGAUUGUACAAACCAGCCAUACAAAGACAUCAGCCAUUCAUACAAAAUACGUGUUUAACAAAAACGCGGUUUACCAUGUAUAGAUUUUUAGCAAAUGCUGAUUCACACAGUGUUAAAUCUAUACAUUCGUUAAUGAUUGAUAGACUUGUUUAGCGAUAUAGUGUCUGUCGUUCUUGAGGAUAAAACUACGACAAUAACAUAUAAGUAAGCGAAAAAUGACAACACUAGGAAACAAACAGAUAGUCAUUUUAUUGGCAGCAGUCUGCUUAACACAGGAGCCUGAGUGUUCGAGGUUUCACUAUGAGGAAAAGUUGUUGGAGAAAGUGAUCAGAUCGGAAAUCAAGAUGGAAGCGUUUGGCGAUUCAUUGAAAGUGGAAACAAACUUAAUGGAUGUACAGAUGCAGAAAAUUACAGAAUUAACAAAAAAAGUGGAAAACCAACAGCAAGAAAUUGAAUCAUUGAAGUACGUAAAGAGCAGUGGUUUAUACACGAGAUGGGGACGGCGGUCAUGCCCUGGAAAUACUGAGCUGGUGUACGAAGGGUUUGCUGGCGGCGGACAUUACAAGCACACAGGGGCAAGCAGUAACUACAUUUGUCUGCCAAAGGACCCUAUCUUUGAAAGAGAUGGACGGAGAGCGACUAACGUUAACAAGGUUUACGGUGCUGAGUAUGAAACAAAUUCUGCAACGUUUCACUCGAGUUUACAUGACGAAGACGUUCCCUGUGCCGUCUGCCGUGUUGUAGGAAGAAGCGUUGUCAUGAUUCCAGCGAGGAAUGCUUGUUAUAGUGGAUGGCAAACGGAGUACUCUGGCUACUUGAUGUCGGAGUAUCACAACCACGCUGGGAACAAGGAACUCGUUUGCAUGGACGGUAAUCCUGAAAAGGCGGAAGGAAGUGAUGCUGGUGAUCAAAAUGGUGCCCUGUUUUACUUUGCUCUAGCUUUUUGUGGUUCUUUAAAAUGUCCCCCAUAUAGCGAGAACAAGGCGUUAACAUGUGUGGUGUGUUCGAAAUAGAUGGAAGACGGUUUUAUUGACGUGGCAUGGAAAUGCGACGUCAGUUUGGAAUAGGUUUCAAUGUUGUAUCAUGGAGGAUCACGUGAUCAAAAUGGACCAGCCAACAUUGUUAUUGUAAAAUAAAAUUAUAAAAUAUGUUUGAUAAAAAGCAACCUUUAUAAAUGAACAAUUGUAUAGCCUUAUAAAAGAAAAAAGAAACACAAAGAUUAAAGCUGCACUCUCACAGAUUGAACAUUUUGACAACUCUUUUAUAUUUUUUGUCUUGGAACGAGCCAAUUUUUGCGAACAUCCACGGAAACCAGUUAUAUAAGAAUGCUGACAAAAAGUUAGAUCGCAGAUGUUUAUAUUAAAGUUCUAAAAAUGAUGUUUUAUGCAUUUUUCUUAAACCGUUUGUAAAGGUUUAAGCCAUAAAACAUUAUUUUUCGAACAGACAUAUGAAAAUCACGAUCUGAUUUUUGUCAGCAAUCUUAUAUUAUUGGUUUGCAGAUAUUUACGCAAAAAUUUGCUCUUUCCAAGACAAAAAAUAAAAAAAGUUGUAAAAUUGGUAUAUCUGUGAGAGUGCAUCUUUGAAAUGAACGUAUGACUUAAACCGUUACUUCAAACUUUUGGACACAUUUAAUGGGUAUUUAAUAACUUGUCCUGUUUAUAGCUUGGUUUACGAAUCUUAGGACCCGAUUCAUCAAAGCUCCGGAGUCUUUAUAUGUGUAAGGCUUACACAACUAUUGAGCAUGACUAUCAAUCUAUUUUUGAAAGACCUACCCAAUCCCGAACAUUCACCUGGACCAGGUUAAGGAGUGUACAUUGGAUUGUAAUGAAAUAGUCUUGAUUACUGUACAUAGUAAACUUUCAAACCAGUUCUUUACCUGUGCCUUUAGAAACAGGACACCGUGCAGCUCGUGAUCCGUUUGUCCUAUUGUUCCAUUUCAUGUAACGUGACCGAAUUCAAUGUCAUGGGGAAAUGUGUAUACAAAAUGAAGCAAAUCCGAUAUCUGAAACAGAUAGAUUAAAUUCAUGACAUUGCA